This is a messenger RNA of Lycium ferocissimum, 683 nucleotides long. RefSeq names its product protein LURP-one-related 15-like. Bases 96 to 599 code for a protein of 167 amino acids. The record is from RefSeq and is a predicted model, not a curated record. The transcript has 2 exons. NCBI's taxonomy places the organism in Eukaryota, Viridiplantae, Streptophyta, Magnoliopsida, Solanales, Solanaceae.
AGGGGAACAAUAUUUGUGUCAUUCCUUUUACAAAGAGAGAGAUUCAAGAGAAAUUACGGAUAUAAUUUAUAAUUUAUUAGGAUCAUCAAGCGUAUAUGGAAGGAGCUAAUAAUAACAGAACAAUAUUUGUGAGGGGCCCACAGUUCUGUUCUCCUCGGCCUCUUCAACUAUCGAUGAAAAAGAAAAAUUACUUCUGUGGUGGCUAUGGAUAUGCAGUUAAAGAUGCUUAUGGUAAUCUCAUCCUCACUAUUAAAGAAGUGUUGGGAUUCUUUAGUCGUAGCAAGGUGCUCAUCUUUGAUGCUGCUGGUAUACCAAUUCUCACCCUAAAAAGCAAGAAGUUUACGUGGCAUAACAGAUGGCAAGCGUUUAAGGGUGACAGCACAAAUAAAAAGGACCUCAUAUUUAGAGCUAAGACUCCUUCAGUGUUCCAAUUCAAAACAAACUUGGACAUUUUCUUAGCCAGUAAUGUAUCAGAACAAAUUUGUGAUUUUAGAUUGAAGGCCAACUACAUGGAGUCAAAAUGUGAUAUUUUUGCUGGACAGUCAUCCACUCUAAUAGCUCAGGUAAAAACUAUUUCAUGCUCUUUUUAUGUUUGCUAGAAAGAGAAUACUUAUAUGAUAAUUAAACCAAACAAGUACAUAUUACUACUAUAUAUAAGGGACAAUAAAAGGGUAUUUGUAGUC